Molecule: messenger RNA, 1347 nt
Organism: Cladophialophora psammophila CBS 110553
Lineage: Eukaryota; Fungi; Ascomycota; Eurotiomycetes; Chaetothyriales; Herpotrichiellaceae
Exons: 3
Coding region: 1-1347 (448 amino acids)
Biological process (GO): regulation of DNA-templated transcription
Cellular component (GO): nucleus
Molecular function (GO): DNA-binding transcription factor activity, RNA polymerase II-specific; zinc ion binding
Source: RefSeq, a predicted model, not a curated record
AUGGCGGAUUCCCGGGAUGCUCAACGUCCUCAGUACCCUCCUCCGGAUGAGGCAAUCCAAGGUGGCUACUAUUCACAACACUCUCCUCAGCGUCCGGCCGCGAGAGAUGACCGCAGCCCAUAUCCUCCACCAGAUGCGGUGAGGCAGCAGUAUCCGGAUCCAAGGGCAGCUCAUCCAUACCCUCCUCCCCAAGCGUGGCCAGGUCAGCACAGUGCUUAUCCUCAUUAUCCAGAUCCUGCGCACCCAACGUAUGCAUAUCCUCCGAGGCCUGAUCUGGGACAACCCCCGCCACCAAUGCAACCGGAUGCGUACCGCCUUCCACCAGUGUAUGCGCAUCCACACGCAGGGUACUAUGCCUCUCCCUACCCCCCACCGGCGCCUGCUGCUGCACCCCGACAACGUACGGCCAUAGCCUGUAAAUAUUGCCGAAAGAGAAAGAUUCGGUGCUCAGGCUACGACAGUUCUCCCGAUGGCCGCUGCCAAAACUGCGUCCGGUUCAACCAGCAGUGCCUGUUCCAUCCCGUCUCAUCUCAAGCCGCUUUUGUUCCAGCCAACGCUGUAUAUGGACCAAAUGCUGCUCGGGCUCCCAUUGCUGGCCAGUCUGAUGGUCGAGCCGGCCAAAAUGGACAACAUUACCCCCGGGAUGGCGACCCGCCGCCAAUGCUCUAUGGUGCCCAUGGUCAACCUCUAGGACCCGCAGGACCUCAUGGUCAACCUCAGUACAACUAUCCGCCGCCGCCGCCACCACCACCACCACAUAGUUAUCCUCCGGGACCUUAUCCCUACUCCUACCCUCCUGCUGGACCACCGUAUGACGCACAGGGGCAGGCUCAAGCUGCUCAGCAUGAUGAACGUGUCAGUCUCAAACGUCCCCCUCCUGAUGAUGACCCCCACAACGAGAAUUCUCAUGCGUCCCAGUCUCCCCAUCCCAACUCGCGUGCGCGCAAUAGUACAUAUGAGUCGCGCCAAAACAGCAGUGGCAGCUAUGAUUACGCUGAUCCUAACAGCGGUGCGCCCACCUCGCCCGCUACGUCGACUAUGAGCUAUCAAUCCUUUCCUCCACAGCAGUCUCGCUAUCCCAACGGCAAUCAGUCUCAGAAGGGCAACGUGUCUCCGUCAGGUCUGACCCCGCAGUCGGCGCAGAGUUACAAUUCACCCCAUCACGGUCCUGGCUAUGAUGACGGGAGAACUCCACCCCCCAAUCAACCUGGUUCGGCAGGGUCCUCUACUAACGGUAGAAGUGGCAUGAAAGUGCAUGAUAUGAUCGAUCAUACUCGGGCAUCGGCUCCGGACUUACGAGGCAAGAACGACAACGACAUGUUGAACAAGCUCGACGGCAAGAAAUAG